AUGCCCCUCACUCCAGAACAAAUCACUCUCAUCAAACAGAAAUGGAAUAAUGCAAAAGAGAGAGCACUCCGAAUGACCAGUCUAGAAUCUCUCCAAGACUCCACUUUUGAAUAUCAUCACACCAAAAAGAAUGUUGAUGUUUAUGCCUGCAAGGAAGAAGGAGAGAGUGCCAUUGUCAUUCGUGGAGAUACCAUUUGUGAAAAUGUCACACCAGAGGAAUUUAUUCAGCCCUUGUGUUGGACCGAUGAGGAGGGAGAAUGGAGAAUACUUUAUUAUGUUGUCUCUGCUGGAGCUCCAUUUGUAUCCGAUCGAGAUUUUCUCUACGUAUUGAAAUUCCACAAAACAGAUACUUUUACCUAUUUUGUUUCAACAAGUAUUGAUGGACUUUAUGAACCUCCUUCUUCAUUUGUUCUACAGAAGGGAGCAGUUCGCGGAACCAAUGAAUUUGUCUGUCAACGAUACGUACCCGAGGAGGGAAAUGCCUCGAAUAUUCUCGUGACGUAUUCGAGUUUGACAUUACCCAAUGGUUGGAUUCCACAAACAGUGGUGAAUGCUGCAAUUUUUCCAGUUCCACUCGGGUUGGCAACCACAGCUGAAAUUCUCAAUAAGAAGUUGAGAACGCCACCAAACUCUCCCUCCCUUAAUAAAAAUUAA
This is a messenger RNA of Naegleria fowleri, 654 nucleotides long. RefSeq lists its product as uncharacterized. The transcript has 3 exons. Bases 1 to 654 code for a protein of 217 amino acids. Lineage: Eukaryota; Heterolobosea; Eutetramitea; Acrasida; Naegleriidae. The record is from RefSeq and is a predicted model, not a curated record.